AUGAAGAGGAAAAAUGGACGAAAACCGCCCUUGCCCUAUACAGCGUCGCCGUUGAGGUUGCUGUGCGCCGACAUUCUCCUCGUCCUCAGGAGUCUAUGGUGUCUGCCGGGAAUAAUACUCCCGCUGUCUUCCUCGGAUGAGCUGGACGAGCUAUUUCCUUCGACAGAGAACACGUUCAAUGUCAUUGCACAUGUUGUCCUGGCUCUGUGCCAGGUGGCUUUCUUACUGUCGGUGGUGGGUGGUUUCUUGUGUAUGGUGCCGGCAUUGUGGAUCUCAAUCUAUGUGGUGGUCUUUGUAUGGAUCAAUCGAGCCAUCUGCGCGCUUGUCUUCAACAAUACAGACGAGGUUCUCGAGUCACGAGUCCCUAUCGAGGAGCGGCCGGAACAUGAACGUGAAUGUUGGGUGUUUAUCAAUGGCGUCGCGGUCGGACGACAUUGGCUGCAAAAUAACAUAGACCGGCUUGCCUAUACUUUUGGCCGGAAAAUCAUCGGCGUGCAUAAUCCGACAGACGGCAUCGUAUUCGAUGUAAUCGAGUGCUUGAUUCAAAGGAACUUUACAUUCGCAACGCCGGAUACAAGGGAUGGUUAUGCCAUCACGAAAGCGACACUGUUGAAUCCGAAGUAUGAGAAGGUGGUCCUGAUCCUGCACAGCCAAGGUGGAAUCGAGGGCAGUCUGAUCAUCGACUGGCUCCUGGACGAGCUGCCAGAAAAUGUCCUGCGCAAACUCGAAGUAUAUACGUUUGGGAACGCUGCCAACCACUUCAACAACCCGUACAAAUCGUUUCUGGGCUACGGAGAGCCCCCCGCUACAGACUCCACGAUAUCUGAGCAGGAUGCCUCGGUGCAAGCGGAGAGAAGUGUUCUCCAUAUUGAGCAUUAUGUCAAUGCUUUCGAUUUUGUAUGUGUUUGGGGGGUGUUGCAAUUUGCCAGAGUCCCAAACCGCUAUAUGGGCCGGAUCUUUGUCCGGUCGGGUUCUGGCCACCAGCUAAACCAGCACUAUCUAGACACCAUGUUCACGCUAGGACCAGACAGGAGAGUCCUCGACACCAAUGAAUUUAUGGAAAUGGGGGCGAGAACGGUCGAGUAUGAGAAAAUCCUGCCGAAACACGUCAGACACGAGAGAAAUGAGGUGCUUGUCACCAAUAAGCGCCCGUCGGAUGGCUACAGGACCACCCCUGCUAGUCAACGAGGACAAGGAGAUCAAUACGAGCGACGGCCGUUGAAGGUCAAAGAUCUCAGCCGGUUAUGGCAGUAUCGCAAUGGUGGUUCGCCUGUGGAUGGAUGA
Aspergillus nomiae NRRL 13137 is the source of this 1284-nucleotide messenger RNA. RefSeq lists its product as uncharacterized. The coding region runs from base 1 to 1284 and encodes 427 amino acids. The record is from RefSeq and is a predicted model, not a curated record. Lineage: Eukaryota; Fungi; Ascomycota; Eurotiomycetes; Eurotiales; Aspergillaceae. The transcript is spliced from 3 exons.